UCAGACUGUGAAGAGCCCACACCUGGAUUACAUCUCAGUCGUACGAGGCUAAUCGGUGUCUCCAUCUUCAGAGAGUUUGUAUCCGCUGAACACUGUAUGGAGGAGUGUUACAAGCUUCCUGACUGUGUGGCCGUCACUUUUUGUCCCGAGUGCGACAGUAACGAUGGUGACUAUAAACUAUGUCAACUCUUUCAAGAUAGUAACACAUGCAGUGCGGCGAACAACUCUCAGUGGCAAACAACCAUCUUUCUUAACAAAAUACAAACACUCUUUAAACUGCAAAAUACGACGGUUUUUGCUGAUUCCAAUCCUGAGUCUAAGAAUCUCAUUGUAUCUUCCUCACAAAGCUGCUAUUCCUCUUGUCUCGAUGAAGACAAGUGUCUGGCCGUCACAGUCUACAAAAGCACUGGGUCAACUCUCAAUUGCACACGCCACACAAGCAAUAUUAAAAGUAUGAAGGAGGAAACAAGUGCCGACCUGUAUUUUGUGUCACCACACUCAAAAAGGACAACAAGAAAGACGAAGACCCUUAUUCAUAACGACUGGUUCAUGGCAUCCUGCAUCAGCGAUGAUGGAUGUCCUCAGAAGAACGCGAUGUGCUUUGAGGACAGAUGUAUUUGUCGUCCUGGGUUUUUUUCCUCAACACUGGACAAUACUUGCUCUCCGACAUGCAGCACAGCCAAACUUCAGAAUUCAUUCAUGGAGUACCCGGAGAGCGGACUACGGGGACAUAAUGUCGUUGUACGGGAUCAACUGACUUUAGAAGAGUGUAAGAUCCUGUGUGUCACAACUUCCGGUUGUCUUACCUUAGAUUUCAGAGCCAUAGGAGGGCGCUGUCUGCUGCAUAACAUCACAGCUCUUGACGUGCCAUUAGCCUGGUAUCCUCACAGUAGUGGAGGCUGGACCCACUACCAGAGAACCUGCAUGGACUCUUUAGAGUCGUAUCCUGGACCACUGUGGUACAACUCAACGUGUCGUAGUGACCUCGACUGUCCUGACCCCAACGGUCGGUGUCUACUGGGAAAAUGUUUAUGCCCCACUGGUUUCUUUUUGGAUCAAACCGUCGUUUCCUGUCGAAUUAUUGAAUCGUGUGAGGAGUGGCGGAGGACAGGCGCCAUCUCCGGUGUAUACAAUAUCACCACUGCAAACAUGUCGUUGAAAGUCUCAUGUGACAUGAAUAACGGCGGUGGCUGGCUGGUUUUCCAGAGACGUCGUGACGGGUCUGUUGACUUCUACAGAAACUGGACGGACUAUGAGCAAGGGUUUGGUGACAUCACUGGAGAGUUCUGGCUUGGUUUAAACAAGAUUCACAAACUUACACAAGGCAGACCUCAUCGACUCCGUGUUGACCUUAUGGAGGUGAAUGGCGAACGUCACUAUGCUGAGUACUCGUCCUUCAGUGUGGGCGGUCCUGAAACAAAAUACAGACUCCAGGUCUCUGGUUAUUCAGGGAACGCAAGUGACAGCCUUAGAAGACAGAACAACCGAGGUUUCACCACACACGACCAAGAUAAUAGCAAUUACACUGGCACUAACUGCGCCGUAUAUUACCACGGCGCCUGGUGGUACGAAUCGUGUCACCGCUCCAACCUCAACGGACGUUACAAGUCUGACGGGGCCGUUGGCGGUGACGGCAUUGUAUGGUAUUAUGCCCAUAAUGAUACCAGAGGCUUCACUUUCUCGGAGAUGAAAUUUAAGGCAGUGUAACACUGCGGUCCCCUACCUUUAACCUCAGCGUACGACACUGUAUGUUUCAUGCUAAUGCUGUGUUCACAGUAACUCUAGCGUGACCUAUGUAGCUUCAGUUUUCUCCAAGGAUAUGAACAUUUUGUUGUCAAUAAUUAAAGCAAUACUAUUUUCGCUUUCUAUGGGUUUGGUGCGUACGUGUAUAUCUGCAUGCAAAAACCAAUACUAUACGCUAAAUACAAAUGAAAUAACCACAGAGAUAUAAUUAUUUUCUUUUUAGUUCAUAGACAAGAAAGAAAAGGUCAAGGUGUAAAUACUAUUAGGUGCUGAAGGUGUUUGACAGGGGGCGUUACCGGUGAGCUAAUAGCGUUGUCCUUUCUUUCAUUUUUUUUACUUUUUCCAAAAGUAUUCUUGCUUAAUGUAAGGAGUUAUUUUUUCGCAUACUUUCAGAUUUAGUCAUUAACCGACACAUUGCUUUAUUAAAUACUACAAUAAGAAAAGGUAAGAUAUUGUAAAACGCUGAGCUAAAGAAAAUAAAAACGAUCUUACAUUAUGACUGAAGUUGAGACAAAACUAGUCUAGCAAUAAUUUCUCAAUUUUAAGAUAAAGAUCAGACAGUUCUUAUGUUUAACGAUCUGAGAGAUAACUAUCAACACAUCAUAUCUAUCCUGAUAUUAGAGUAUAGCAAGCGAAACCUGGAGAAAGAAAAGUAGCUUCUUCAAAACCCUUACUCACCCAGCGGUCACAGUGAGGACACGUGGGUGUACCCUAAUACUUCAAUGUUUGCUGUGAAACAUGUGAUAAAACCACCUAACCACGUUUGAAUAGUACUUUAAACUUGUAAGGGAAUCAAUUUUGUAGUAUAUUUUAAUAAUUCAUCAUGUGAUAUGUGUGACUAGAUGUGUAUGGUUAAAAAUAUUCUGCUCUCACCCAUCAUGUGGUGACUGUUUUACUGCUUUUAAAAUAAUUUAUUCCAUAUGCUUAACAAAAUUUUCAUUUUCCUUCACCUAUGAUUUAAGACAACCUUAACUAUGUUUCUCUGCUUCUUAGACCGAUUAAGGAACA
This is a messenger RNA of Pomacea canaliculata, 2751 nucleotides long. RefSeq lists its product as uncharacterized. Lineage: Eukaryota; Metazoa; Mollusca; Gastropoda; Architaenioglossa; Ampullariidae. The record is from RefSeq and is a predicted model, not a curated record. The transcript is spliced from 7 exons. Bases 97 to 1707 code for a protein of 536 amino acids.